Colletotrichum truncatum is the source of this 1263-nucleotide messenger RNA. RefSeq lists its product as uncharacterized. Gene Ontology annotation, cellular component: cytoplasm. The record is from RefSeq and is a predicted model, not a curated record. Lineage: Eukaryota; Fungi; Ascomycota; Sordariomycetes; Glomerellales; Glomerellaceae.
AUGCCGUCUCUCGAAGGCCUCACUGAGGGGCAACCAACCCUGGACGCAAUCAACAACGCAACCGCCCAAGACACUGAGGAAAUUACCUUCCCUCCCGUAACCAAGGAGCACAUCCUCAACUGCUCCUACGAUAGCUGGUUCCCCAAGUAUCGCACCGUCUCAAUCCGUUCCAGGAUUAUCAAGCUGUCACCCGACUUCGUCCAAUACAUUCGGGACGACGGCAUCAUCCUCGCCGAUGACGAUGAGACGCAGUCCAACCAAGAAGAGGAGGAAGAAUGGUCUGCCUCGUCAAACACGGCCGGCGCGCCAAGACGUAACCAGCAUCUGGAUGAGUCCGAUUCAGAUGACGAUGAGCCCGAAGCAGACUCUCGCCCGCCGAACCAGCGUUUCCCCGAGAUUCACCAGGAAAUCAAGGAGCGUAUCGCCGAGCUUGGCGGCGCUGUUGCCCCCAAGUUGAACUGGUCUGCUCCAAAGGACGCUGCCUGGAUCUCGCCGCACCAGAACACGCUCAAGUGCACGACGCCCAACGACAUCUACCUUCUGCUCAAGAGCUCCAGCUUUGUCAGCCACGAUCUGGAGCACGCCUUUGACGACACUGUCGCAUCCUCCGCAAACCGCCCAUUCCAGCCGGUCCUGGUUCUCCGCCCUUUCUUUGCCCCGAACCCGGCCCUCGAGUUUAGAUGUUUCGUUAAGCAUCGCGCGUUGGUUGGCAUUACCCAGCGAGACUGGAACUACUACCCUUUCCUCGACGGUCUGAGGCCCGCGUUGGUGUCUAAAAUUCUGGAUUUCUUCGAGGACAGAUUGCGAUUUACAUUCCCUGAUGGAUCAUACGCCUUUGAUGUCUACGUUCCUGGAGAUAGCGACUCAUACGACGAGCUGGGCAAGGUGCGGCUCAUCGACAUCAACCCCUGGGCGCCGCGAACGGACAGUCUGCUCUUUUCAUGGGUCGAGCUGUUGGAGUUCAAGGUGCCGAAGCCGAUUUUGGGAUCGGUCGUGAACGAAGAGCAGGUUGAGGGAAGUGGCGCAGACGAGACGACGGAUGACGAGGAUGCAGAUGAGCUUGUUCCCGAGAUGAGGCUGGUGGAGAAGGACAACCCGGCCGCGUUCAACUUCAGCACGCCGCAGUACUCGGCGCAUAAGCUGCCCAAGGAGGUUGUUGACGCGAGUCUGGCGGGCGAAGGAGGAUUGAGGGAGUUUGCGCAGCGGUGGAAGGAGAUGACAGAGGCGGAGGGCGGCGGUGAUGUCUGGGAAAAUGCUCCUUAG